Molecule: messenger RNA, 5112 nt
Organism: Chionomys nivalis (European snow vole)
Lineage: Eukaryota; Metazoa; Chordata; Mammalia; Rodentia; Cricetidae
Product: zinc finger protein 883-like
Exons: 4
Coding region: 76-2118 (680 amino acids)
Biological process (GO): negative regulation of transcription by RNA polymerase II
Molecular function (GO): DNA-binding transcription repressor activity, RNA polymerase II-specific
Source: RefSeq, a predicted model, not a curated record
UUGAAGGAAUCUGAGCUUUUAGAUCGCCAAGUUGGACUCAAGGUAAGAGAACGAGCAGGCGCGGAGUGACGGCCGAUGAGACCACCGGCUGCGGUGAUGGCCGUGCGCGGGCCCCAGCAACAUCAGCAGAGUCCGAUGGCGACUCAGAAGCACCAGUCUCAGAUAACGAGGUCCACAGAAACACAUGUGGUCUGUACGCAGGACUGCAUGACCUUUGAAGACGUGGCUGUGUACUUCUGCCAGGAAGAGUGGGAGCUCCUGGAUGAAGCGCAGAGGCUACUGUAUCUCGAUGUGAUGCUGGAGAACUUUGCCCUUAUAUCCUCACUAGUUUGUUGGCAUGAAGCAGAGGCUGAAGAAGCAGCUCGUGCACCGAGUGUUUCACCAGCUGAAAAACCACAGGUCAGGACUCCAAAGGAGGGCCUGCCCCCACAGAAGACUCAUCCUUCUGACAUCUGUGCCGCAGUUCUGAAAGACAUUUUACAUCUGGAUGACCUACCUGCGCAGAAACCAUAUUUGACUGAGGUGUGUACAAGCCUCCUGGACCAGAAGCAUCAUAGAGCCAAGAAUUGGUUAAAGAAAGAUGUGGACUCCCUUGUGAAGAACUGUAUAUGCCAUGUAUCGGGGAAUUCUUUCAUCUGUAAUAAGAUUGGAGAAAACUUCUCAGCUGGGUGGAAUCUUCUCCAACCCCAGGCCCUUCUCAAAGGUGAGAAUCAAAACAAAAUUAAGCGUGGAAAGGCUUUUCACACUAAUAAAAAUAAUUCUAAGUCAGAUGAAUAUAAGAAACCUUCCAGCCCCCAACACAGACUUCUUGAGAACCAGAGAGUUUGCAAUGAAAAGGAGGGGUUUGGAUCUAGCAAACAUGAGCAAGACUUAAACAAGUACACACUGGUACCACCCCAGACAGACCAGACUGAAAAAAGACCCUAUGAGUGUUGUGACUGUGGAAAACUGUUUGGCCAAAAGGCUACACUUAGAAUACACCAGAGACGUCAUACUGGAGAAAAACCAUAUAAGUGUGGGGAAUGUGGAAAGUCUUUUUGUCAGAGCUCCAACCUCAGUGAACACUGCAGAGUUCACAGUGGAGAGAGACCUUAUGAGUGUCUGGAGUGUGGGAAAGCCUUCGGGUGCCAUUCUAGUCUUCUCCGGCACCAGAGAACGCACACAGGAGAGUGGCCUUAUGAAUGUGGUGACUGCGGAAGGCUAUUUAGACAGGUCGUCAGCCUGAUCACACACCGGAGGACCCACACUACAGACAAGCCUUAUGAAUGUGGGCAGUGUGAAAAAUCCUUUAGUCACAGAGCCACCCUCACUGUCCACCAGAGAGUGCACACCGGGGAAAAGCCCUAUCGCUGUGAAGAGUGUGGGAAGUCCUUCAGCCAAAGUGCCAACCUCAUUAAACACUCCAAAAUUCAUACUGGAGAAAAGCCUUAUGAGUGUGGGGAGUGUGGCCUCUGCUUUCGGCAAAGAGCCACCCUCAUGAAACACCAGAGAACCCACACUUCAGAAAGGCCUUACGAAUGUAGGGAAUGUGGUAAAUUCUUUAAACAAUACUUCUACCUCAUUGAACACCGUAGGAUUCACACCACAACAGAAUUUUAUGAGUGCGAGCAGUGCGGGAAAUCAUACACGCAAAAGGCCACCCUUGUCAGACACCAGAGAGUCCACACGGGAGAAAGCCCUUAUAAAUGCGAGGAAUGUGGGAAAGCCUUUGAAUACAAAUCCAGACUUGAUCGCCACCAGAGAACUCACACGGGGGAAAGACCAUAUGAGUGUGGCAAAUGCGGGAAGUUCUUCCGGGAGAGCUACAACCUAGCUGAACACCAGAAAAUUCAUACUAAAGCCAAGCCUUACAACUGUGAUCAGUGUGGGAAAUGCUUUAGCCGGAGAGCAGAUCUGGUGAAACACCAGAGGGUUCACACUGGAGAACGGCCUUACACGUGUGGGGAGUGUGGGAAGACCUUCAGUCGAACUACCAACCUCGUUCAGCACAGCAGAAUUCACACUGGGGAGCGGCCGUAUGAGUGUGACCAGUGCGGGAAAUCUUUUAGCCAGGUGUCUACCCUCACCCGGCAUCAGUUACUUCAUGCUGGAGAAAGACCUUCUAAAUAUAGCAAAUGAGGCACAUCUUAGACAACCCUCUAGCAUCUUCUAACACCAAAAAUGUCACAGAAAGGCAGAAAAUGUGGGAAAUCCUUCGACGCGGGGUAGACAUCACAUCCUGGAAGCCUGCGCCUGAAAACACCCUUAGACAUCCCAAGAGUGUCGCGCUGUUGUUCAGAGGGGCAGAGUACCAAAUGAGUUCCAGGCAUGUGUAAUAUGUACUGAAGGCACCCUGCACGUUCUAGACAGCCUUUCUCCCUUGCCAGAACUAAUUACCUGCCAUCAUGUCUCCUGAAAAGUGUCUCUCAUCUAACAACUUGCACUGAGUGAAUAUUCCCCCCAACAUAGUCUCCCCUUCCCUAGUGAAAGCCUCCGUUGCCUGUGCCCUGCAGAUGACCUUAAUCCCUUCUUAUGGUCCGUUUUCUGCCUGAAAGGACUUGGUCUGGGUUUAUCUGGAUGCUUCAGGAAGGAUUAUCUUUUUUUAUUCGUUUGUUUCACACGAUUCAUGUAGCUGUUUCCAUACUCCAAGAUCACUAACCAGUAACCUCCUGCUGUUCCGUGCAAUAUUAAAAGCCUUAUGGGUUUUUCUUUCGUGUACUUUUAAUCAAGAGUUUCUAUUCACAGCCUUAAGUGGGUAAAAUACUACCAUAGGCCCUGUUUGUAUAGAUUGGAACAGUGCUUGAGGCAGCUCCAUUCAUGUUUCAGUGGGGGUACUGUCGUGGGAAAGAAUACUUCUUAUUUAUGUUGCUUUCCAAGACCUUUAGUGGAACAAAGCAGAGUGUUUAGUCCCAGCUUUCUGCCUCAAUGCCAGCUUUUGGUUUGUUUGUUGGAGGAGGGUGUUUAGUUUGUAUUUAGACCGCAGGUUACCUUGAAGGUCAGGUCAGUUGUUAGUGCUCUUAGAAUAUCUUAAAACGUAUUCCAUCAUUCCCAUCACCAUGAUCUGACAUGAUGCCCCAGAUUGCUGAAUAUGGACAUUGAUUAGUUGGGAGACAGAGUCUUCUAUAUGAGAACAAAGACAGAGACCACUGGCAUUGCAUUCUGGAAAAUAAUUUGCCCAUAUCUUGUGUCCUGAAAUUUUAACUGAGUCUGAAUUCAGGCUGUGCCAUAAUAAUUUCUGGCUGCUUACAGCAGGAUUUACUAUGAAAAACAUCAGCGUAAAGCAGAGCAUGAAGAUUCAAAAGCUACAGUUUUGCCAGGAACCAAAUGUGUUGGAGCUGCAGACAGCAGCCGUAGUUGCUAAUGGAAACUAUAGAAGAAGACAAGCACUUCGUUGCUAGGGCAUUAAAAAAAUACCUUGAAGGCUCCAGGCUGUUCAACUAAACCUCAUGGGAAAGACUUUCCCUUUUAAAGGGCACUGCUAAGGUUUUGUAAAGAAUUGCUUAGGGGGAGGCUUUCCUGGGUCCAGCUCCCAUAAGCAGGCUACUGCAGUUGUGAACCAAGGAGGCUGUGGUUCUGCUUGAACUAGCAGCAUUAAUACCGUUGACAUAGUGCUCCUAUUACAGGCAGGUAGAGCAGAAGUCAUAAUGUUGUGGAGGCUUCCAUCGAGUCCAGAGAAUAGCCUGUGCUGUGGGCCACAGUCACUUUCCUCAGACACCUCUGACAGGGAGAUUCAUGGAGCUUGAGAAGUUAAGACUGAAGUAUAUGCUGUAUGUCGGGAACAUGGGAUGUCUGCCAAGCAAAACUGCCGGGACCAAUUAGAACCAGUCCAGUAGAGGCUAUGCAGGCUUCAGAUAACAGGGCCUUAGGAGGAGGCAUACUCAAGCGUUUUGGAUCUCAGGUGAUGGCAAUGUGUGAUCCUGAUCCCAGGAAUGAGGCUACAGGAUUUCCAUUCAAUUGUUUUUCUCUCCUUUGUUCCCAUUCCUCCCUUCUAAGGUCCAAUUCUUCCCUUUUGAAAUAGGAAUGGUUACACUGCGCCACUGUAGUUUGGACUUACAUAACCUUCUUUUGGGUUUAUUUGGCUCAGUUAAGUGUUUACCUUUGCUCUCAGAAGAAACAUUGAGCUUCUGAACAGUACCGAAACUGUUAAGAUUGAAGACAGUUGAAUGCAUUUUGCGUCAUAAAAUGACAAUGAGCCUUUGGGAGCCAGGAAUGGAAUUUUAUGGUUUGGAUCUGAAAUGCCUCUCAAGAUUUAAGAAUCUGCUUCCCAGAUAAUAGUGCUAUUUUGGCAGAUGGUAGGAUCCGUAGGCGAUGAGGCACUGGUGGCAGGAGUUGGUCACUAGGAGCAGCUCUUGAAGGUUAUACCCAGUCCAUAUUAAGUGGCUCUCCACCUGUGAGCUGUGAGCCCUUUGGAUUGUAUAUCACAUGUUUACAUUAUGAUUUAUAAUAGUAUCAAAAUUACAGUCAUGAAGUAGCAAAUCAUUUUAUGGUUGGGAGGGAUCACGACAACAUGAGGAAAUGUGUUAAAGGCUGUCAGCGUUGGGAAGCUUGAGAACCACUGGCCUAGUUGUGUCGGUUGCCCCUCUGCUUUUUACCAUCCUGUGCACAGCCUUUGCCGUAUGCUCCUGUUGCCUUGAACUAAGCUAUACCCUACCCCCAGCCUAGCUUCCCCAAUAGGACAGACUGAACCCUUUGAAAUGGAACCCGAGCAAACCAUUCCUUCAGUUAUGUAAAAUUAACAUGCUGAUGUGUAACAGAUGUGCUUUUAUGUGUACAUUUUUAUGGGUAUAUGCAUUGAUCAGGUUAUAAAUCCAUAAGGUCUUCAUGAUCUCAAUAACGUUUCUAUCCAGAAUUUCUCUUCUCUUGUGUGAUCUGGUUUCCACAGGGUUUUAAGUAUCUGGUGACUUGCUUUCCUUCAUAAUGGCUUGAUUUUACACAUGGAGCUUUUAGAAUUUUUAUUUGAAGAGAAUCAUAAAGUGCUUGCCGUUUUCGAAUUAUUUUCAUAUUGGGUAAUUGGUUUAGAUUUGCUAUUGUUGCCUACUAUAUGAACACAUUAUUGUUAAGCAGAAUUCUAUUCUGUGGACAAGUCCCUAUUUGUUCAUCUGUUAAUGAUCAAGCAGCUUGUGGCCAGCUGAA